AUGUGGCAAUGUGCCUUGGCGCCGUUGCUGCUGUCAUGGGUUGCUCUCGCGUCACCAGCCCCGAGUCGGUAUGUGCCGACUGCGAAAACUAUUAACGGCACGUAUUAUGGUGUAUACAACCGAGCUUACAACCAAGACCUGUUUCUUGGAAUGCCAUACGCACAACCUCCUGUUGGAGAUUUGCGGUUUCGAGUUCCCCAGUCCCUCAACACCACAUGGAAAGGUUCACGAAAUGCAACCGAGUACUCACGUCAGUGCAUUGGAUACGGAAGCGAUACCUGGGUGCUUGGAAACUACGUGUCAGAGGACUGCCUCACUAUCAAUGUUAUCCGGCCAUCCGGCACAACCAAGGGCGACAAACUCCCCGUCGCUUUAUGGAUCCACGGCGGCAGUCUUACGAAUGGCGGUGGCUCUGAUCCUCGAUACAACCUGUCGUUCAUUGUCGAGCAAUCUGUCAAGAUGGGAACUCCAAUGGUCGCCGCAAGCAUCAACUACCGUCUGCAUGGCUGGGGUUUCCUUCACAGUGCCGACCUCGCUGCAGAGGGAUCGACCAACCUGGGGUUCCGAGAUCAGCGACUAGCCUUGCACUGGCUAAACGAAAACAUUGCUCAAUUUGGAGGAAACCCCCGACACGUCACUAUCUGGGGUGAGAGUGCCGGUGCGCGCAGUGUUGGUGCCCAACUUGUGGCUUACGGUGGACGAAAUGAUGGCCUCUUCCACGGCGCAGUCCUCGAAAGUGGCUCGUCUCUUCCAGGAAUUUUGAAGCCUGCCACAGCUCAGUCGUGGUCGCCGUACUACACGGCGCUUCUCGCAGCUACGAACUGUGCAUCUGCCAGUGACUCGGUGGCGUGCUUAAGGCGUGUGCCAACUGCCGAGUUGAGCUCAAUCUUCAACAGCUCCUUCGCUACCGUUCCCGGCUGGGGUCAAGUGGUAGACGAUGACUUUUUUAUCGCCCCAGGAGAUGCCCUGCUAAAGGCAGGCAAAUUUGUCAAGGUACCCUUAAUGCUUGGUACCAACUUCGACGAGGGAACUGCGUACGCGUCGACAGGGAUAGAUACCUCAGAGCAGUUUCUUUCUCUGGUGAAAGCUGGGGGUGUCGGUGCUGAUCUUGCGCAAAAGGUCGCAGAGCUGUACCCAGAUGAGCCUGACCUCGGCAUCCCAGCCACUUUCGAAGGCCGGCCUGAAGGGUCCCUUGCGUCAUACGGAGCACAAUGGAAGCGAGUGGCGGCAUAUCGUGGAGAUGCAGUGCAGCACGGAGCUCGCCGCCUUACUGCUCAGUCGUGGGCUGAGAACAAGGUGCCAGUCUGGAGUUAUCACUGGAAUGUUCUCGUCAACGGCAUAAAACCCAUAAUCGGAGCCACUCAUUUCCAAGAGGUAGUCUUUGUGUUUAACAACAUCCAGGCCAAUGGCUACAACACGGUGGUCUCGACGAAUCCUUUUACUGGGAAGCCCAAGACGUUUGUGCAACUCGCAAAUCUCAUGUCUCGAAUGUGGGUUAGCUUUAUUACCCAGGGUAAUCCGAACUAUCAUCGAGCUGGAUCCAUCACGUGGCCUCAAUACGACGUCAAAAGCCCCAAGAAUUUGGUGUUUGACGUCAAUACUACGCAGCUGGCAUAUGGAGAACCUGAUACAUACCGGGAGGAAGAGAUAGCUUUCAUCAUUGACAACCUGUACUCAUAA
Messenger RNA from Ilyonectria robusta, 1680 nucleotides. RefSeq names its product Alpha/Beta hydrolase protein. Bases 1 to 1680 code for a protein of 559 amino acids. NCBI's taxonomy places the organism in Eukaryota, Fungi, Ascomycota, Sordariomycetes, Hypocreales, Nectriaceae. The record is from RefSeq and is a predicted model, not a curated record. The transcript is spliced from 2 exons.